AUGCAGCAUACACCACCCAACCAUAUAAAGCCUUUAGAAUGCCUGUAUGAAAUGCAGCAUACACCACCCAACCAUAUAAAGCCUUUAGAAUGCCUGUAUGAAAUGCAGCAUACACCACCCAACCAUAUAAAGCCUUUAGAAUGUCUGUAUGAAAUGCAUCAUACACCACCCAACCAUAUAAAGCCUUUAGAAUGCCUGUAUGAAAUGCAGCAUACAACACCCAACCAUAUAAAGCCUUUAGAAUGCCUGUAUGAAAUGCAGCAUACAACACCCAACCAUAUAAAGCCUUUAGAAUGUCUGUAUGAAAUGCAGCAUAUACCACCCAACCAUAUAAAGCCUUUAGAAUGCCUGUAUGAAAUGCAGCAUAUAACACCCAACCAUAUAAGACCUUUAGAAUGUCUGUAUGAAAUGCAGCAUACACCACCCAACCAUAUAAGGCCUUUAGAAUGUCUGUAUGAAAUGCAGCAUACACCACCCAACCAUAUAAAGCCUUUAGAAUGUCUGUAUAUAAUGCAGCAUACACCACCCAACCAUAUAAAGCCUUUAGAAUGUCUGUAUAAACUGCAGCAUACAACACCCAACCAUAUAAGACCUUUAGAAUGUCUGUAUGAAAUGCAGCAUACACCACCCAACCAUAUAAAGCCUAUAGAAUGCCUGUAUGAAAUGCAGCAUACACCACCCAACCAUAUAAGACCUUUAGAAUGUCUGUAUGAAAUGCAGCAUACACCACCCAACCAUAUAAAGCCUUUAGAAUGCCUGUAUGAAAUGCAGCAUACACCACCCAACCAUAUAAAGCCUUUAGAAUGCCUGUAUGAAAUGCAGCAUACACCACCCAACCAUAUAAAGCCUUUAGAAUGCCUGUAUGAAAUGCAGCAUAUACCACCCAACCAUAUAAAGCCUUUAGAAUGCCUGUAUGAAAUGCAGCAUACAACACCCAACCAUAUAAAGCCUUUAGAAUGUCUGUAUGAAAUGCAGCAUACACCACCCAACCAUAUAAAGCCUUUAGAAUGUCUGUAUGAAAUGCAGCAUAUACCACCCAACCAAAUAAAGCCUUUAGAAUGUCUGUAUGAAAUGCAGCAUACAACACCCAACCAUAUAAAGCCUUUAGAAUGCCUGUAUGAAAUGCAGCAUACAACACCCAACCAUAUAAAGCCUUUAGAAUGUCUGUAUGAAAUGCAGCAUACACCACCCAACCAUAUAAAGCCUUUAGAAUGUCUGUAUGAAAUGCAGCAUAUACCACCCAACCAAAUAAAGCCUUUAGAAUGUCUGUAUGAAAUGCAGCAUAUACCACCCAACCAUAUAAAGCCUUUAGAAUGCCUGUAUGAAAUGCAGCAUACAACACCCAACCAUAUAAAGCCUUUAGAAUGCCUGUAA
Protopterus annectens (West African lungfish) is the source of this 1374-nucleotide messenger RNA. Its product is annotated as early nodulin-75-like. NCBI's taxonomy places the organism in Eukaryota, Metazoa, Chordata, Ceratodontiformes, Protopteridae. The coding region runs from base 1 to 1374 and encodes 457 amino acids. The transcript has a single exon. The record is from RefSeq and is a predicted model, not a curated record.